This is a messenger RNA of Telopea speciosissima, 1050 nucleotides long. Its product is annotated as late embryogenesis abundant protein D-29-like. Lineage: Eukaryota; Viridiplantae; Streptophyta; Magnoliopsida; Proteales; Proteaceae. The record is from RefSeq and is a predicted model, not a curated record. The transcript has a single exon. The coding region runs from base 13 to 1050 and encodes 345 amino acids.
GGGUUGAUCACCAUGGAGGCUUCUUCAUCAUUUUCUUGGACGAGACAGUGGUUGGCACUUGUUCUGGUUGUGAUGUUAGCGUUGGCAACUUCAUGUAGUUGCAUUGCAGGGAUGGAUGAUGAGAACGAAAAAAGCUACCACGAACAAGCCAAGGAUAACUUGGACAUGGCAGCGCGAAAGGUGGAGGAGAAAGGGAAGGAAGCCAAAGAGGCUUCGGGUUCAUGGGCAGGGUGGGCAAAGGACAAGAUCUCGGAGGGGCUUGGUUUGAAGAGCGAAGAAACCGCUAAAGAUAAGGCUAAGCAAGCUUACGAUGUCGCUGGUGACACCGCCAAGAAAAUGGCCGACAAGACUUACUAUACCGCUUAUCAUGCCGGGCAUUACGGUGCAGAGAAGGGCGAAGAUGUGAAGAGAACCGCCGAGGAGAAGGCUAGGGAGGCCAAGGAAAAGGCAGGGACGGUGGCAGGGAUGGCAUCUGAUAAGGCCCAAGACAUGAAGAGAACCGCCGGGGAGAAAGCACAGGAGGCCAAGGAAAAGGCAGGGAUGGCAUCUGAUAAGGCCCAAGACAUGAAGGAAACCGCCGGGGAGAAAGCACGGGAGACCAAGGAAAAGGCAGGGACGGCGGCAGGGAUGGCAUCCGAUAAGGCCCAAGACAUGAAGAGAACCACCGAGGAGAAGGCCAGGGAGGCCAAGGAGAUGGCAUCGGAGAAGGCCAAGCAAGCCAAGGAGGCAGCCUACGAGAAGGUAGGAGAUGCAGCAGAGACGGCGACACAGAAAGCAGGGCAGACAAAGGAGGCCGCAGAGGAGCAGAUUAAGUGGGCAAGAGAGAAAGCCAAGGAAGGGUACAAUGCCGCCAAGAGAAAAGCAGAGGAGACUGUGGAGAAUGCCAAGGACACCAUCGGCUCUAAGUACGACGCCGCCAACAGCAAAGCAGGGGAGACUGUAGAGAGCGCCAAGGACACCAUUGGCUCAAAGUACGAGGAUGCAAAGCAGCAAUCACAGCAGGUUAAGGAAAACCUUGUUGGUGAUACUCGUCUAUACCAAGACCUUUGA